UUUGCAAUGGCAUGACGCUAAUGAUUAUUGUUUCCUUUUGCAGACGUUCGCUGCGUGGAUUCUUCUCUAGGAAGGAGGACAACUGAACGGGUGUUGAAUCUUCCCAUCGAGCGACGCCAGGUUCCUUUUCUCGUGAGCACAGAAGCGUUGGAGCGUUGCAGCAUCUGGGGUAACAUGUCGGGGUCCAAAGGUGAAGAAGCAUUGGCGGAAUACAAAAGGGCCUUGGAGGUCAUGUCGGCGAAGAAAGCUGCUCCCAAGCAGGCUGCCCUUAGUGAGAGUGAUGAUGAAGUUCAAUUCAUCAAGAGUAACAAACGUCAAGCCACUACUGCUCUAGCUUCUUCUUCCCAGAAGAAAUCUAAGGCUUCGAAGUCUAGCCCGAAGGUCUCUCCGUCGUCGUCGAGUGACCCAACCACUGUCUUGGCCAAUCUCAAUACUAAGGUGUUCCCCUUGACCCUGGUGGUUCUGCCUGAGGGGGACUCUUCUGCCUCCAUCGAAUUCAUCCAGAGUGAUCUUCUCCACGUAACACGUUUUUCUCCUUUUCGUUUCUUUUGGUUUGCUGAUGAUAAGUUUGUUCUCGUGCAGGCGAUGUCUCAGUUGUUCCACCUUGGGGAGAGCAUGGACGACCAUGCUUCACUCAGGGCUGAUUUGGCCGCUCUAACUUCUCAGCUGCGUGAGGAGAAGGAAAACGUUCUGUCCAAGGAGAAGGAGAUCAAGACUUUGAGGCUCAAGGUGAGGAACCCAUAUGAGGCUGGGACGCUGGCGGCAUCUGAGAAUGUCUCUCUGAGGGAGCAGUUGGAACGUCGGGAGGAGGAGGUGUGUGAUCUGUGGUGCACUGUGGAGACCUUUGAUGUUGAGAAGAUUAUGGCGGUGAGCGGCACCAUAGUGGUGACACGCUGGGAGCUAAUGAGAGAGUGGCUCAACCGUCAGACCGACAGCUGGGAUCUUGAGGGCGCGCUGGAGCGGUACAAGAUGGUGAAGACCUCUGAGGCUGAGUUCCGGGGACUUCUCGCUCCUUCCUUCGAGGGAGAGCCAGUGAUCCCGAGCAAGACUGAAGCCGAAAAGACACUGGAGCGUGCUGAUGAUCCUCCCGUCAGCUGA
Messenger RNA from Brassica oleracea var. oleracea, 1098 nucleotides. RefSeq lists its product as uncharacterized. Bases 175 to 1098 code for a protein of 307 amino acids. The record is from RefSeq and is a predicted model, not a curated record. The transcript has 2 exons. NCBI's taxonomy places the organism in Eukaryota, Viridiplantae, Streptophyta, Magnoliopsida, Brassicales, Brassicaceae.